Eruca vesicaria subsp. sativa (arugula) is the source of this 1860-nucleotide messenger RNA. The record is from the annotation of a GenBank genome assembly. NCBI's taxonomy places the organism in Eukaryota, Viridiplantae, Streptophyta, Magnoliopsida, Brassicales, Brassicaceae.
AUGGCAAUCACUAAUCUCUUAGCUACCAGCAAUGCCAUCAGAGUGGAUGGUGUCAACUUAUUCUCCUCUUUCCCUGGCAAACCUAACUUCUUAUUGGAUCGUCGUUUGUCACUGACUUCUCGUAAAGUCCAAACUUGUUGUUGUUAUGGUGAGACGUUGUUGAAACCUAUGACACAUAUUACCAUGCAUGAGACAGAAACAACUGGUGUUAGUGAUGGACUUGGAAUCAUCAGUUUCUUGAAAGGGAAAAGUUAUCUCGUUACUGGCGCAACAGGGUUUCUUGCUAAAGUGCUGAUUGAGAAAUUGUUAAGGGCAAGUCCCGAGAUUGGGAAGAUCUUUCUUUUGAUAAAAGCCAAUGAUCAAGAAUCAGCCAACAAGAGGCUCUAUGAUGAGAUCAUAAGCUCGGAUCUGUUCAAGCUUCUGAAGCAAAUCCACGGUAGCUCUUAUGAAGACUUCAUGAAGAGCAAGUUGAUUCCAGUAAUUGGAGAUAUUGCACAAGAAAAUCUAGGGUUCGACUCUGAAAUAGCAGCCAUGAUUAGUGAUGAGAUUGAUGUCAUUAUUGGCUGUGGAGGUCGCACAACGUUUGACGACAGAAACGACCUUGCUUUAAAUGUCAACGCCCUUGGACCUGGUCGGCUCUUGAGAUUUGCCAAGGACUGCAAAAAACUGAAACUUUUUCUCCAUUAUUCAACUGGUAAGAGUUUAUAUCUUUGCGAGAUAGUUUAUGUUACGAAAAGUUUCCAAACUUGCUUUGUCUCCUUGUUAAUAGCUUACGUGACUGGCAAGAAAGAAGAUAAAGUACCAGAGACUACUCUCUCAAUUGGAGGAAACAUAACUUCUGACUUGAACAUCGAAUUUGAACUGAAAUUAGCUUCAGAAGCUGUAAGAAUGUUCCAUGGCAGUGAAGAAAUAAAAAAACUGAAAGAACUUGGUAUGGAAAGAGCUCAACAAUAUGGAUGGGAAAACACUUACACAUUCACAAAAGCCAUGGGUGAGUCUAUAAUUCACAGCCAAAGAGGAGAUCUCCCUGUAGUGAUCAUAAGGCCGAGUAUUAUCGAAAGUUCAUACAAGGAGCCUUUCCCUGGCUGGCUCCAAGGAAUCAGGAUGAGUGCUCCAUUAAUCUUGGCCUAUGGAAAAGACCACAUCCCUCACUUGCUGGGAGAUUAUCAAUCUUACUGGGAUAUGAUACCUGUUGAUAUGGUUGUGAACGCAACUAUAGCAGCCAUGGCAAAGCACGGUUGUGGUAAUGUACCAGAGCUCAAACUUUACAAUGUCACUUCAACAUCUCAUCCAAACCCCUUGCGACUUGGCGAGUUGAUGGACUUCUCUCAACAACAUCUGCGUGACUCUCCAUUGAGAGAAACAACUAAAGACUUAGAUUGUAUAAAAUUCCACAGUUCUAUAGAAAGUUUCACCUCUUCCGUAUCCAACACUAUAGUAAAAAAAGAAAGAGAGGCCAAGAAUGGAGAAGGAGAAGCAGAGCCACAUACCACAUUGACCAUGAAGGGCAAGAGGAAGCUAAAGUAUUUUGAGUCCCUAGCAAAAAUAUAUCAGCCUUACUUAUUCUUUCAAGCUUGGUUUGAUGACACCAAUACAAGGAGUCUGAUUCAGGAGAUGUCAAUGGAAGAGAUAAAAAUGUUUGGGUUCGAUGUAAGAUGCAUUGACUGGAAGAAUUACAUUGUCAACGUUCAUCUUGAAGGUAUCAAAAGAGUGGAGGGAGCUUGGGUGAUGAAUGUGAUCAGCUCUGUUGGCAUCAUCAUGGCUAACAAACAGCUCAUGUCUUCUUCUGGUUUCGCCUUCAGCUUCAGUUCGUCUCGGAUCCCUCUCUCUUAUUAUCUCAUUUCCUUUUUUGAGAUCUGA